Messenger RNA from Oncorhynchus gorbuscha (pink salmon), 4017 nucleotides. Its product is annotated as protein kinase C and casein kinase substrate in neurons protein 2-like. The record is from RefSeq and is a predicted model, not a curated record. Gene Ontology annotation, biological process: regulation of endocytosis; cytoskeleton organization; plasma membrane tubulation. The transcript has 12 exons. Gene Ontology annotation, molecular function: phospholipid binding; protein binding. Lineage: Eukaryota; Metazoa; Chordata; Actinopteri; Salmoniformes; Salmonidae. Gene Ontology annotation, cellular component: endosome; cytoplasm; plasma membrane. Bases 157 to 1692 code for a protein of 511 amino acids.
GGUGCGUUGAUGCUGCGGCUCCUGUUGCUGGUAAGAAAAAAAACGGGUAAAAGGUUAGCCAGCUAAAUACAGCUAAUUUAUUCAUUGAUUCGCGUCUCUGAAGAGGAGCGGAACUCUUCAAGCCCCUGAGGACUGUGGGUACGGAGGGCAGCAGCCAUGUCCGGCUCCUACGAUGACUCCAUGGUCGACGUCUCCAGUGACAGCUUCUGGGAGGUGGGGAACUACAAGCGGGCAGUGAGGCGGGUGGACGAUGGCAGUCGCCUGUGUAACGACCUGAUGAACUGUCUCCAUGAGCGGGCGCGCAUCGAGAAGUCCUACGCACAGCAGCUCACAGAGUGGUCCAAACGCUGGAGACAGCUUAUUGAGAAGGGCCCUCAGUACGGGACCCUGGAGCGGGCGUGGGGUGCCCUGUGCACUGAGGCGGAGAAGGUGAGCGAGCUCCACAUGGAGGUGAAGGCGGUGCUGAUGGGGGAGGACUGUGAGAAGCUCAAGGUGUGGCAGAGGGACUACUACCACAAACAGAUGAUCGGAGGCUUCAAGGAGACCAAGGAGGCUGACGACGGCUUCCGCAAGGCCCAGAAACCCUGGGCCAAGAAACUGAAAGAGAUGGAGACUAUGAAGAAGGCGUACCACGGGGCCUGUAAGGAAGAGAAGCUGGCCACCAGCCGGGAGAACAACAGCAAGCUGGAGAACCACAGCAACCCUGAGGCCCAGAAGAAACUGCAGGACAAGGUGGAGAAGGUCCAGCAGGAGAUGGAGAAGACUAAGGAGCGCUAUGAGAAGUCUCUGGAGGAGCUGGACAAGGUGACUCCCCAGUACAUGGAGAACAUGGAGCAGGUGUUUGAACAAUGGCAGCAGUUUGAGAACAAACGCAUCACCUUCUUCAAAGCACUUCUGCUGGAAGUCAAGCAUCACCUCGACCUCUCCACCAAUCACAAAUUCCAGACAGUCUACCACACGUUGGAGGACACUAUCUCUGCUGCUGACGCUGUGGAGGACCUCAAGUGGUUCCGCUCCAACCACGGUCCUGGCAUGCCCAUGAACUGGCCCCAGUUUGAGAAUGUGGACUGGUCCCGCUCCUCUAGGUCCAGAAGGUCCAUUGUAGACUGGUCCAUAGACUUGAACCGUACACUGAGUCGGCGAGAGACGAAGAAGAAGCCCUCCGAGGGAAUCACCCUGACGGGCAUCAGCCAAAUGGAAGAGCAGCAGGCAGCCAAGAGCAGCAGCAGCCUGACUGUACCCACAAGCACAGAGCCGGUGGGUUCGAACCCAUUCGAGGAAGACGACGACGAGGAUCUCCAGGGGACCGUGAAGGAACAGCCUGCUGUCGUCAACAACAACAACAACAGCAGUCCGCUCAAUGUCAAAAAAGUGGAGGAAGUGAAAACCGCCAGCAGUGUGGAGAAGUCGCAAGAGUGGUCGGAUGAGGAGACUGGGGUGAACCCGUUUUCCAUUGAGGAUGCCAACGGCGAUGGGAACCCGUUUGAUGUGGAGCCGGCGACCUCGGGGGUGUCUGUGGCCGUGCGUGCCCUCUACGACUACGAAGGACAGGAGCAGGAUGAACUCAGCUUCAAAGCAGGUGAGGAGUUCACCAAGAUAGGAAACGAGGACGACCAGGGCUGGUGCAGAGGGCGCCUGAAAGAUGGCGUGGUGGGCCUCUACCCCGCCAACUACGUAGAAGACAUCCAGUAAUGACCGAGCGAGGGACAAGGAGGAAAACGAGAGAGAGGAUGGGAUGAAGAGGCUAAAGAAAGUGGAGGAGAUGGGGUAGGAGGGUGGGCAGGCCUCGCAUUCGCACCUCACCCUCUUCCCCCUACGUGGUAGAGGCUGGCCGCAGUGUGUGUGAGUGAAAGGGGUGGCAGAAGAAAGGGGUUUGCCCAUCGAAGAGGAUGAUGUUGUAGCUCUCUCUGUUGUAUCUUCCUGGAUCCCAUGUCGUUAAGCACAGAUCUUCCUACAACUACAGCCUGCCCUCAUUGUCAGCCUUUAUGAUGGGACACCCAGUACAGAGUCUAAAGCCUGCUGCAAAAGCAAAUGUUACUUAAAGCCAUUACUGUUACAGAAGAAAAUAUAUAAAAAGCUAUUUGAAACAUGUUACCUUCCAAUUGUAGCUUGAAGUUAUGAAGAUGUUGAAAGAAUUAACCAAUUUUAAAAGAUCCCAUUCACGAGGUCUAGCCCAUUCGAUUUGAAACUGAUUGGAGACCUAAAAGUAAUCUUAGUUUAAUCUUUUAAUUCAUUUUUGCCGUAGACAAUUGGUGAUACACAUUUCUAUAGAUCUGAUUCUAUUGUAACACUGAUUUGUAGUCCAGGAUCUGAUUUGGUAGUCUUAUGUUGAAAUAAGGGGAAUUCCUAAUUGCAUGUUAUUUCUUGCUCUGUUUUGAGUGUCCUUCACCCCAUCCUUUUGACAGUAAUCAAGGUUUUAUUUUUUUCCCACAUGAAAGCCAUUUGUCUGAAAUAUCAGAACCUACAACCCCGUUUUCUUAUUUGACUUUUCAAAUCUUUUGAGAAAAGGGCUUGGAAUUCAUGGCAGUGCCGGUUCAGAACAAUUGUCUUUCUUAUCUGAUGCUUAUAGUUCAGAUUUGUCUUGUUAUGCCUUUUUUUUUGUAUUUUAAAUCUGAUUUAUGUUUUGCUCAGCGAAUAGUUGAUGAGUGAAUUCUAUCCAGUUCUUCCACCGUCACCAACCAGCUUGGUCUCAGAGCAUUUCAUAUUAUUCUGUAAAUGCUCUGAUACCAUGUUGCGCCAACCCACAUUUUUAACAAUAAGUGACGCACUCAGAAGUUCUCCUGUAACCUUUACCCCUCAACUUUAAUUGAUUGUAUAUUCUUUAAUUGUUUUGUUGUAUCGGCUCACCUAUUGAUUGUACACGUUUUCUGGUCAUUCUAGUAUCAGGGACAUUCACCAGGGCACAUAGGGCUCUGGCCAAACGUAGCACAUUAUAUAGUGCAUAGGGUGCCAUUUGUGACAGCCUCUUCACACAAUUGACUUCACAUUCUGUUGGUAGAUUCUUACAUCGUGGAUGUUGUUUUUUCUUUCCACACUGAAUGCUUGGCAAUAAGGUGUGUCACUUGAAGCUAGGAGCUUUAGCUGUAGCUUGCUUUGCAAUAAGGUGUGUCACUUGAAGCUAGGACCUUUUGCUGUAGCUUGCACUGGAUGUCCAUUCAAAGCUUUGGGAGAAUAUCUUUUUUUGUCCCAACCGAAAGCAAUGUUGCACGUUCAGCAAUAAAAACCACAGCAUUUACUCUUUUUCACAAACUAGAGGGUCCGAUUUAAUAAAAGUAUGUUUGCAUGUAAAUAGCGAGGAACCUAUGAACAAAUUAAGCAGUUAUAGAUUCAGGAGUUGUGAUUUAAAUUUAUAUUUGGAAAUCAAAGACUGUUAAUGUAUGAGAUGCCUUAAGUGCUUUUGUUCUCUGUCAGAUGAAAUGCUGUGAUUCGGAAACAAAUCCGUUUGUACAAUAAUUGUAUGUUUUAUGGCGAAUGUCUCGCGAGUUUGCUGUCUUGUUGCAUUUGUAAAUAUAAUGUAAAAUCUCCAGAGGGCCCAGAGCCUACUUAUGAUUAGUAAUUGACAAAUAACUGAGAUUAUAUUUCUCAUUUUCUUUUAAAAGUUCAUGAUUGACACACACACCCUUAACACCACCACAUGUGCAUUACCAGUAUUGGCAAACUAUAUCUGUUAUUUAGGACCUAUCCCAAUUCCCAUCUCGAGUAUAGGUUUCUCCUAUUGGGAGUUGAUGUUUUGGCUCUUACAUUGUUGUGAGUACAUUAUUUAGCAAACACUGUUUACACAUGAUGCUCCUGGAAAUAUCCCCUACAUUUUAUGCCUACAACCGCAUAGCGAGAGAUCGGUUUAAUAUUAGUUUUCUGUCACUGUGAGAGGUUAUGCUGUGCGUUUCAGGUCAUGAGAUGUAUAUCAUUGGUUUCAGGUCAUCAUGCCAUUAACAGAACACCACAGCAGCUUUGCUUGCACAACUCAGUUUGCCAAUGUUGUCCCACAGCAUACAUUAUAAAUGAAUUGAACUAAAA